UAGCGGUUUAGUUGCUCUCUUAACGCUACGGUGAGGUCACGUGCGUUUCUCGAUCACCAUAUUUUUAUUAAUUUCAAGAAAAACGUGUUAAUAAAUAUAGUUAGUGCAUAUUAGAAGUUUUAGCAGUUAUCGUUUGUGUUGUUUUUGGGUUAAUUAACUGUUAUUUUUAACGAACACGAUUGUUUUUGUGUUGUUGACUGGACGAAAAUACAUAGUAAGGCGUGUGUACGUGCGUAUUGAGUGUAACGCACCUACUUCUAUAUCGUAUUUUUUUUUUGUGAUAUGUUUACGGCUUUGGAAUUCAUGAAUGUGAGACAGAUAAGUAGUGAGGUUUUUUACAAUUUUAUUGUGAAAUAGAUUAAGGUGAUAAACAGUUAUUACAAAUAGGCGUUGUCGAUUGAUAACGUUCUAGUAUCACAUGGUAAAUUGGAAUCAUACUACAGUUGUAACACAAAAUGGGUAUACAUUGUGAAAUUAAUUUACAUAAAAGAGCUGACGGUGCUUUUGUACCUGGAAGUGUGGUGUCUGGUACUAUAAAGUAUGGUGUCGACGUCCCAACGGAGUUUAAGAAGAUAACUGUUUCGUUAAAAGGCAAUGGGUUUCUGAUAAUACAUGAUCGGCAAGCCAAAAACAAAGGACGUGCUGUAGACAGUUAUAGAAACAGCGAAGAUUAUGUUGAUAUUGAUAAUGUUAUUUAUACUAACGAGAAAAAAGAUAAUCCAUUACCAAUAGGCAUGUAUGAGACUCAAUUCAGCUUCAAAUUGCCCGAAGAAGUGCCAGCAUCAUUUAAAUACCAAAAACGUGCAGCGAGAUACAGAGUAAGAUGCUAUAUCGAAUACUACGUACGAAUAAAAUUUGAAACGAUAGGCUUAUUUAAUUUAAAUAAGAAGUUCAAGAAAGAAAUAACAGUAGUGUCUGGCAUCAAACCUAGGUUACCUACAGAUCCAGUUAUAUAUGGAGAAGUAAAGAAGCUUCUUUCGUUAUUCUCCAAGAAUAACACAGUCGACAUAAAAGUGAAUGUUCCAAAAUCAGUGAUCAGUACGGGUGGUAAGAUAGAAUUCAGUUAUGAAAUAUUUAACGAUACAAAUCUUACGAUUAAAGGUGUGGAGGCGAAAUUGGUAGAACUGCACACGUUUAAGUCUCACGGAUCAAAAGAAGUGGAAAUGUCCAAAGAUAUAAAAGAUACAGAUUCCAAAACUGGAUCUAUAGCAAGUGGUGAAAAGAAGACUAUAGAUGUCGUGAUUAAUGUACCUUCAGAGAGAACGUCGUUAGAACAUUCCAAAAUUGUGUCUAGAGAGUAUUUUGUUCACAUAGAAGCAAUCAUACCGUUCCCUCACUGGAAUGCUGUACUAAAGUUUCCAGUUCAGAUCGGUGAUGUUAUGGGUAAUAUUCAUGAAUCAGAGAAUAGUGAUGCACCACCAUCGUAUUGGGAAGUGAUGAUGGGUGAUGAGAAAGAGAAAGGUGAAGAAAUCGAUGACGUCGAUGACUAUGAAGAUGAAUCUUAAAUAGACGAUUUAUAAUAUCAACCAUUGUGCUUGAAGAUAGCACAUAUAUUUUUGUAAAUUGUCAUUUUACAAUGUGAAUGUUAUCUCUGUCUCGCGUUUGUUAUUUUAAUAGAUUUUUAACUGUCAUUUUAAUUGUAAUUCAAGUUAACAAAUGUUCAUUUAAAAUAUCAUUAUUCUCAUAUCAGCCUUUAACUGUCCACUGCUGAAGACAAGUCUCCCUUUUAGAGGGUUUUCCCAGUAGUUGCCAUGCUUAUUAUUGUAUAAAAUUAAUUUAAAAUAUGUCUUAUAAUGUACACUUAUUUAAAAACACUAUAUAUUCCUAGUUGACAAAGUAGUAGUUUAAAAGUGAUCUAUCGAUGCAUAUAAGUGUUAAAAGCAUAAAAUUUAUAAUAGAAAUGUUUUAUAAUGCAGCUAAUAAUUAAUAACUACCAAAGAGUAGGUAACAUCAUGAAUAAGAUACGAAAUAAUCACUUGUUUCUUCAUAAUUCCAUACGAAAAUAAAUAACUUGUAAUUUUAAUUAAUUUUAAAAGUAUUGUACUUGUAAUUCUUAAAAACAAAUUUAUUAUUAAAUUAUAAAUGUAAUAUAUAAGUAAUUAAGGUUAAUUUAAAUAGAAAUAAUACUGCCAUUAUUUAUUAUAAUUUUUGUAUGUUGUUCACAUGCACUUAAUUUGUUUAUUACCAGAUUACCAGAGGGAGACUGUACAAAAGUCGAUUGUUUGGGUACCUCUGUCCCAUUCGUGUUUCAAGCGUGAAGCAGUUGUGUUUGCAUGGCUGUGUUUCGGUUUGAAGGGUGGGAUAUGGCGUGAAUUUGCUGGGUACAGAGGAAUAACACCUGAGUCCUCAGGAAUGGCAACGCAUGGGGGGUAUCAUGAGCGAAACAGUAUACUCUGUUAUGUCCAUGGUACUGCUUAUGUCUAUAGGCGACGGUUACCACUUUCCAUCAGGUGGGCCGUCAGCUUGUUUGCAAUUCUAAGUUGUAUAAAAAAAAAAUUUAUGCAACUUAGAAACAAGAUAUGUCCGUAUGAUAAUCUAAAAUAUGUAAUUUGUUUAUAAUAGAGAAAGCAAAUAUAUAUUAAUAUUCAUAGUAGUUUCUUACCCACAAGAAUCUGUUGAUUUGAUCUGAUGAAGUACAAAGUAGAGAUAGGUAAUAUCCAAUAUAUAUAUAUAUAUUGAGUUACUCUGGAUAGUGAUGACCGCCCAUUACGAUAUCUUCUAUACCAGUCCAAUAUCUAUAUUAAUUACGAGCGGGUAUUUGUUUUCGAUAUUAUUGUAUAUAUUGGUUAAUCGAUAGUGAAAAUACCUAUUUUUGGGCCAAUAUAUAUGUAUAGAUAUUGUAACUACAGUAUAUAGAUAUUGCUAUACUUUACCCACCAUUAGUACAAAGUAAUUAUAAUUUUGUAUAUUAAAUAGUUAAUAUAAAUGGUACAAUAUCAAUAUUUGUAUUAAAAUCAUCGAAAAGUACAAGGAAAUGAAUUACAGUACAAACUUAAGCGUUUAUGUAUAAGAUGUAUGACUGUAUGUGUGUUUAAUUUCUUUUUUUAAUUAUAAACUUUUAUAUUAUUGUAA
Galleria mellonella (greater wax moth) is the source of this 3072-nucleotide messenger RNA. RefSeq lists its product as uncharacterized. The transcript has a single exon. Gene Ontology annotation, biological process: protein transport. The record is from RefSeq and is a predicted model, not a curated record. Bases 456 to 1505 code for a protein of 349 amino acids. Lineage: Eukaryota; Metazoa; Arthropoda; Insecta; Lepidoptera; Pyralidae. Gene Ontology annotation, cellular component: cytoplasm.